Capsicum annuum is the source of this 1386-nucleotide messenger RNA. Its product is annotated as ethylene-response factor C3-like. NCBI's taxonomy places the organism in Eukaryota, Viridiplantae, Streptophyta, Magnoliopsida, Solanales, Solanaceae. Gene Ontology annotation, biological process: regulation of DNA-templated transcription; ethylene-activated signaling pathway. Bases 233 to 820 code for a protein of 195 amino acids. The record is from RefSeq and is a predicted model, not a curated record. The transcript has a single exon. Gene Ontology annotation, molecular function: DNA binding; DNA-binding transcription factor activity.
UUUCAAUCUCUCUCUCUCUAUAGAAACCUUCCCUUUAUAAGCUCAAAAACCAAAUUGCAUCAAAUAUAUCACAUCUAAAAUUCAACCCACAAUCCUUAUAAUUUUUUGAGAAAUCCUUCAUUAGUAAUUUGAACAACUGACUUUUUCAAUCUUUUUGACCUUAGUUUCGUAGAAGCAACUCAGGAAGAUUGAAAAAUAGCAUUUUAAUUUGUUCUCAAUAGUGACGAGAUUAAUGGAUUCUUCGUCCUUUUCAUCAUACUCAUACUCACAGUAUCAUCAUCUUGGUUUCAAUGAGAAUGACACUGAGGACAUGCUUCUUCUCAAUGUGCUAUCGGAAGCCGGGGAAAAUUCAUCUAAUAAUCUCCAUGUGGAUCAAGAGAUCAAUGAAGGGUCACUAAAAGAAGUGGCUAGUUAUAGAGGUGUAAGAAGGAGGCCAUGGGGGAAAUACGCGGCGGAAAUAAGGGAUUCAACUAGAAAUAGCGUUAGGGUUUGGUUAGGAACAUUCGACACUGCUGAAGAAGCAGCAUUGGCUUAUGACCAAGCUGCGUACGCAUUGCAUGGGACAAUGGCGGUGCUAAAUUAUCCUAUGGAGAUUGUAUAUCGAUCGUUAAUGGAGAUGGAAUGCAGAUUUGAAGAAGGAUGUUCACCUGUUUUGGCUUUAAAGAAAUGGCAUUCUAGGAUGAAAAAGACUAAUAAGAAGAAGGAGCAAAAAGAAAUGAGCUUUGAAAAUGUGUUGGUUUUAGAGGAUUUAGGUGCUGAUUACUUGGAGGAAAUUUUGAGGUUGUCUGAAGGUUGUUGUGAUCCCUCAAUCUCUUGCUAGCAUUUGAACUAACAUACAUGCUAAGGCGUGUUCUGGAUUUGAAUUUUAUCGGUUCUGAAUUUUAAGCAAACAAUCUCAAGUAUUAGAAACUAGCUUCUGGAUUUAAUGUUUAUACAUAUUUGAUAAAUUUCUUAACAAAUGAUAAAUAUAUACAAGAUUUGAAACAAAGCUAUUGUGUUCUGACGAAAAACCAUAGGUUAAAGUCUACCUCCGCGGGCUUUACAUGUAUGCAGAAGUAUACAUGUUUUCUCCUUGAUUACGUACUAACAAAUCUUUAAAUUUUCUUUUUCUUCUCGUUCUAUUCAUCAUAGUCAUCAACGUGUAUGUUUUCUUUGAUAAUACUGAUAUUAAAUCCCGAGGCAAUUAUGAAAAGGUUUCACUAUGUAUCUUGAUCUUGUUCUUUUUUGUUGUUUAAAACUUUAUGUUCUCCUAAUGUAAGGGAGAGGAGUACUCCUGCUCUGUGAAAUAUUUAGACUUUGCUCCAUCCUAGUUUUGAUCAACCAGUCUCUAUUAUUCUUGAAAGUAUUUAAGGUAUUCUUCACUAUGACUAAAGAUUCUGUAUACUC